Messenger RNA from Nasonia vitripennis (jewel wasp), 2294 nucleotides. Its product is annotated as kynurenine--oxoglutarate transaminase 1-like. The record is from RefSeq and is a predicted model, not a curated record. Gene Ontology annotation, biological process: biosynthetic process. Gene Ontology annotation, cellular component: cytoplasm; mitochondrion. The transcript is spliced from 9 exons. Lineage: Eukaryota; Metazoa; Arthropoda; Insecta; Hymenoptera; Pteromalidae. Bases 87 to 1490 code for a protein of 467 amino acids. Gene Ontology annotation, molecular function: pyridoxal phosphate binding; L-kynurenine:2-oxoglutarate transaminase activity.
UUGACAUCGGCCGCUUGAGGUGAAGUACCUGCUGCAGAGAUACGGAUAAGGAAGUGCUCGGUAUAAAAGCAUUCAUAACCGAUCGUAUGUUAGUCACUUGGCGGAUUAGCUUUCCAACUAGUUACUGUCGCCUAGGCUUGCUGUCUGGCAGAAGUAUAGAAGUUGCAAUGGACCAGAAAAAAUCUAGCAUGGCGACUUAUGUCUUAUUAAUAGUGAUUGUGACCUGGGUGUCAACGUCUCAAGCCAGUAAGUUUGAUUUUCCCGCUCACAUCGUUGGAGUGAAUUACUCGGCUCUGGAUGAUCUGGAGCCGUAUAUGCGUUUCAAAAAAGUUGAUCUCGGAGUCGAUAUCCUGGACGACGCAGCGCCUUUGCACAUAAGAAAAGCCUUGGCAGAUGCGACACUCUCCGACGAUCCUGCGAUCAACCAGCUCCAGUUCCCUGUUGGUUAUCCGAGGUUCCUCGAAGCAGUGGCUCGGUUCUACUCACCUCUCGUUGGCCAUGACUUGGUACCGGGGAAGAACGUUUUCGCCACAAUCGGUGCGACUGGCGCAGUCUACGACGCUUUCCAGGGCCACACCUCACCCGGAGACGAAUGGAUCGUUAUUCAACCGGCCUAUACCAUGUACUUGCCCAUGAUCCAAUUGGCUCGUGGUGUACCUAGGUUCACCAAUCUCAAGCUCGCGAAAAAGAGCGGUCAAAUCACAGGUGAGGAUUGGGUGAUCGAUCGCGAGCAAAUGGAGAGUCUCUUUAACAAUAAGACUAAAGGAAUCUUGCUGAACAACCCAUUGAACCCAUUGGGCAAAGUGUAUACCCUCGACGAACUCGAGUUUAUUGCUGGACUGGCCAAAAAGUACAACACCCUCGUGAUCUCUGACGAGGCCCACGAGUGGAUCGCUCACAAGCCGCACAUUAGAAUCGCUUCUUUACCCGGAAUGUGGGAGCGCACCAUAACUAUUGGAUCAUCGAGCAAAUCGUUCAGUGUAGCGGGAUUCCGAGUUGGUUGGGCUUAUGGACCAGCAAAUAUAUUAAACCAUCUCAAGACCAUUCACAAGAAGACCUCAGAGACUGCACCAACCCCACAACAGGCUGCUCUAGCAUUCGGCUUCGAGCAAGAAUACCGAGACUUCGGCAAACCUGACUCGUUCUUCGCAGUUCACAACCGCGAGGUUCAGGCCAAGCGCGACUUUAUGGUUAAAGUGUUAGAAAAGGUGGGUCUCAGACCAAUCGUACCAGGUGGCGGAUAUUGUUUGACACUUGAUUGGACGACCCUCAGGGGUAAACCGCUUGUGAAGACAGAGGACGCAAGUAUGGAGUUUUCCAAGUGGCUACUCAGCAAGGCUGGUGUGGUUGUACUGCCCCUUUCCUCAUUCUAUGCUGAUGGAUACAAGCAUCUCGGAGAUAACUAUUCUCGAUUAUGCUAUCAUAAGAGCGACAAAACCCUUAAGAAAGCAGAGGAGCAGCUGCAGAAAUUGUUGCAGUACCGAUAUUAAUUCGUAUUAAUAUCUGUAAUAUAGGAUUGUAAUUAGUUAGAUGAAUCUCUCUCUCUCUCUCUCUCUCUCUCUCUCUCUUGAAGUAAUUCGUUGUCGGCGCGUUAAACGAGUGCUAUGAUGUGGAUUACUCAUGGAUAUCAGUAAUCUUUUCCUCGAAAGGCCAUACAAGUAUAGUUUAUAAACUAUUGUUAGCAAUUAUAGUAUAGUUAUCUAAAAAGUCUAGAAAGACAACUCUUUUGCAAGGUAAAAUGCUGGCAAAUAUAAGUUAUUAUUCCAUAUUUGUUCAGUUUUUUUCUUGUAUAAAUACAUCAUAUUUCAAUCAUUAUUUACUCAUAGUAAAAAUAUUUGGAAAAUCGUUGUGAAAAAAUAUCAGUAAAUUAUUGCCUCCUAUUAAGAUUGAAAAAUGUUUGUAUGUUUGAGAUGGGACCAGUUAGUCAGCGGAAGUAAAGUUGUCGUAUGUUCAGAUAUCGCGUAUGCUUUGUUUUCUUGCAAAUGUUAAAAUUGUAAGCCAAUAUUGUCAACAAAAUGAUUUCUAUGAAAGUUUUGUUUAAAAAAAACAUAUUAUAAUGUAAAAAAAUUAAGUUAGUCUUUUUAAAAAUAUACAGAAUACAUUUUAUACUCAAAUAUAAUACAUUGCAUGCGAACAAUUAAUUGGUUAACAAUUAUAGGAAGCUAGGAAUAAAUGAAUUAUCAGCAGUCUUUUAUUUUGUGUAUCUUAUAUAUUUAGCAAUCGUAAUCAGUACAAUGUAAUUGUAUUUGUUACAGGUAACGCUAAUUAACUAAAUAAACUAUAAUCAGAACUUA